This is a messenger RNA of Manihot esculenta (cassava), 495 nucleotides long. RefSeq lists its product as uncharacterized. The transcript has a single exon. The coding region runs from base 1 to 495 and encodes 164 amino acids. The record is from RefSeq and is a predicted model, not a curated record. NCBI's taxonomy places the organism in Eukaryota, Viridiplantae, Streptophyta, Magnoliopsida, Malpighiales, Euphorbiaceae.
AUGAAGGUCCACCCAUCUCCAAAUAAACGAGAUCUCACCGCCUCCCAAUAUGACGUAUCUUUUUCCUCCACCGCCGCCAACCCAAUGCCCGACAAGAAGCUUAAGAGACUCCCCCACGUAUUUGCCAGAGUGCUUGAACUUCCCUUCAACUCAGAUGCCGACGUUUUUGUCCUAGAAACUCAAGAAUCUUUCCUUUUUGUUGCCAACAGCGAGGAUAUAACCAUAACCAAUAACUUUCAGGCACACGUGAUUAAGAUUUUACCAGGAGUAACGAAGAUCGAAGUAAGAGGAGACCGAAGUGCCGAUCGCUGUUCUACGGAGGGUCUCUAUACUGAUACGUGGCGAUUCAGGCUUCCGGCGACGACGUUUCCGGAGAUGGCGAGCACUAGGUGUAUCGUUGGGCAAUUGGUAGUCACAGUUCCCAAAACAUUGAAUUUGGAGGACGUAAUCGAAGAUGAUUGUAACGCAGAGGAGAUGCUAUUUCUUGUAGAGUGA